Molecule: messenger RNA, 27589 nt
Organism: Lymnaea stagnalis (great pond snail)
Lineage: Eukaryota; Metazoa; Mollusca; Gastropoda; Lymnaeidae
Source: the annotation of a GenBank genome assembly
AUUUUAACGAACGUUUAUCAAACGCCACCAUGUUUAUUAUUUACUAACUAGUAACGUGAGAUUGGUUAACCGCUUAAUUUUAGCAUUUUCUUGUACAGGUUUAAUCUUUCAAAUUAUUACAUAAGGAGUCAUAAUUUGGAAAAACAAAUAUGGCAGAUGCCACUGCUCGUUCGCUUCAGUAUGAAUACAAAGCGGUAAGUCAACUGAAAAAAACCAAACAAAAAUGGUUAAUUAUAUUAUUAGGCUAAAUUACCCAUUUACGAUAAUUAGGGAUAAGGUAAGUAAAAUUGGCCCUUGGCUUAGACACCAGAUUUUCUACACCUACAACUGUAUACAAUAUUAUGUGAUACCAGGCAGCACUAACACGCACGUCGUAUUGGACUUAUUAAUCGGGAUGGCCUACUGCCUACUGUCUUUUCCAUACUGAUACAUUACAUCCAAGUCAUAGCCUAUAUUUGAAUUUGAUUGACAUGACAUUGUGAUUGAUUUUGAUUGAAAAUCUGUGCUCUCUUGUCAUUUAUACUCAAACUAGACCUUGUAGAGCAGCAUAAACUAUAAACAAGUUGGGUAAAUGCAAAGAAAUAUCAUCACGCUUUUAACCAUGGCCGCCAUCUUGGUUGUCGCGACCUGUGAACUUUGACGGUCUCUUAGCAUUAGCCACAAGUUGUUUUUAUCACAUCUCAGACCACCGCAGGCUUUAAUUUUUAGCACUUCAAAUCACAUUUUCAUUUUUGUUACAAGACUUAUCGUCUUAUGACAGAUUUUUACUCAGCUAUCAGUUCCUGGGAGCUAUGACUUACUGACCUUACUUAAAUUACUAGCACUUCAAUAACAGUAAACACACAGAUAGAUAAAAUAUAUUAACUAUGUACAUUCAAAUUUUUUGUGUUAGCUAUAACUAUAGGCAGUAUAAGUAUAGGCAGUCUUAGUGGACUAAGAAGGAGAAGCAUAAAAAUAACCAAGCCACGAAAAAAAGUUUUGGAAAUGCUUUCUUAAAUGUCAGUUUAAAUCCCAAUGUCCUGACAUUAUUCAAUGAUGUAUAUGAUUCUCUUACUGUGGCAUGGCAUAUUUUAUUUAGUAAAGUUAAAUUAAAUAGUUUUACUAUAUUCCUUUUAAAAACCUAAUUAUUUUUAUAGUAGGGUCUGUGGGUUAUGGGGGGAAAAAAAGGGGGGGGGGGUUAUUAGAGAUUUAUUUCUCUUAUUUUGAUACACAAUAUCAAAAUUAAAUUUACCAUUUAGUGCUGAAUGGAACAAUCUUUUUUUUUUUUUUUUUUUACUUUUUUUUUUUUCAAUUAUAUGAUGAGUGGUAAAAUAUAUUUGUAUAUAUUUUCAGAAUUCUAAUCUUGUAUUGAGUGUAGACAGAACUUUGAUUGACAGAAGAGCUCGAGAUGAAGCUACUGGAGAGGUUAUGUCCCUUGUUGGGAAGCUUGUUGGUACCCGAAUGGGAGACAAAGCACUUAAAAGCAAACCACCAUUAAUGGAAGAGAGAAAGAUAAAGUGUGUUACUUAUUUUUUAUACAUCACUUUGCAUAAAUAUUUAUUUUAUAACUUACACUUAAUUUCUACAAAUUCUUGCAAUCCCAUGUAAGAUAUUUUUUAAGUACAAUAACUAAAAUAGAGAUUAAAAUGUGUUAUUUAAGCAGUUUUAGGCAGACACUUUUUUAUCCAUUCAUGAGAAUCAAGCAUGCUUUUGUUAUUUUAGACGAAGAAAGAGAGAUGAAGCUCAGCAUGACAUGGUAAAAAUGAAAGGAACAACAUUAUUGUCUGAAGGAAUUGAUGAGAUGGUAGGCAUCCUGUACAGACCAAAAACAACAGAAACCCGACAGACUUAUGAAGUCUUGCUAAACUUUAUUCAAGCUGCGUUAGGAGAUCAGGUUUGUCAGCUUAUAUUAAUGCAGCACUUAAUUGACUUUCUUUUAUGAAGAAACAUUUUUUGUGCCUUUCCUUUUUUAUUUUAAAUUAAUUUCUUUCUUUUUAUUCUUUAGCCUCGUGAUGUCCUUUGUGGUGCUGCGGAUGAAGUUCUUAUAGUCCUUAAGAAUGACAGAAUGAAAGAUAAAGAUAAAAAAAAAGAAGUUGAGAGCCUUUUAGCUGAACUUGCUGAUGAGAGAUUUGCCUUGUUGGUUAAUUUGGGCAAGAAAAUUACAGAUUGGAGUCAAGAAGAGAAGACGCAGACAAGUAAAUUAAAUGUGUAUUUUCGAUAGAGUUACUGUUUGUGUAACUAUGAGCAAUCUUAAAAGUCCUUGUAGAUCAUAUUAAUCUAUUAUUUGCUUUGCUUUUUUCCAAGUUAUGAAUGCUUUAGCAAAUAUUGUAUCUACAGGAGGUCCUGAUUUUAAGGUUGUGUUCCAUUUUUUUAACUUGAAAUCCCUGUCAUUUGCUAAGCAACCUACUUACACAUAAACGACAUGUAUAUAUGUACAAGUAUAUAUAUUUAUGUACAAUACAUAAUAUUAUAUAUAAACAUGUACACACAUAAAAUUUAAGAUAUGAAAACAACAUAUUUAUGAUAUUAAAAUAUAUAAUUGACUAAAAACAAGUGCACACACAUGUCCGCUGGUCUAUCUCCUCUUUUACUUUGUCUAACCAUUUCCAAAUUACACUCUAAACAUGAUAAUUGUCCUCUUCCUUGAUAUACCGGCACCACUAUCAAUGAAACACAUUUUGAAGCCAUUGUUAAAAGUCCAAUUGAAAUUGUACGAACUCAAACAACACUGGGCUACACAUCACAAUGAAGUCUAGACACUAACUGGCGUCACAAGAAGUCGCUUGGAAUGCUGGAUGUUUUGUGCUAUUCUGCGAGCUAGCCUACCAACUUCCAUGAUAAAAUUUAAAAAAAUUUUGAGCCUGAGUACGACCAUCGUAACAUCAAAUCAGCCGUAAAAUGAGGACCUCCUGCAUAUAAUUAUAUAUAAAAAUAAAUAAUUCUUUGAUGACCUUUGUUAUUACACACAGGUGAAACAAUUGACUUUGAUGAGACUUAUGGCGUAAAUGUUCAAUUUGAAGAAUCUGAUGAUGAUGUAAGAAGUGUUUAUUAGUAGUUAUAAUUAUUGGGUUUAUUUGUGUAAAACUAAAAAAAUAUGUUGAACAUUUAAGAAAAAGAUAAUGGAUAUUUCUGCUAUACUUGAAUAUUUGUAAUUCUAUAAUCAAAAUAUUAAUUUUCUUUAAAAAAAAAACCACAAGGAUAAUUACCAUCUUAGUCUUGAAAAUAUAUUUUGCAAUGUUUCAACCUCAAAUAGUAUUUGCCAUACAUGCAAAAAGUAUAAUUAAGAUUUAUCCAAAAGAAAAUUUAAUUAUAUUUAGGAUACUGGUGAUCAAUAUGGUGAAGUUCAAGAAGAAGGUGAGGCAGAUGACGACAAUGAGGGAGAAGAAGCUACAUUUGAUGCCACUCUUCAUGCAAAUGUAAUUAUCAUAUUUCUAUAAAAGAAAGUAUCUGAAUUUUUGUGUUAAAACAGAAAAAAAUGUUUAGAUAGUCAAAUGACUUGUGGAUUGAAUAAUAUAAUUUAUAUUUAAAUAUUAAUUUAAACAAUCACAUUUUAAAUGAAAUAUUCAGUUUCAUGCUUAAAAGAAAUUGAUAAUGUUGUUACUCAUUGGACAAAAUUUAAAAAGAAGUCUGAAUCUGCCCGAAUAAUAUUAACCGUUUGUGUUCUAUAUCAACCAGCUCUCUGAGGAAGAUAAAAACAAAAAAGAUAGAGGCUUGCAUCCUCGUGAAAUUGAUGCUUUCUGGAUCCAGCGUAAGAUUAGCAAAUUUUAUCCUGAUGAUCCCAAUAUGGCUCAGAGCAAGGCUAAUGAAGUGCUGGAAAUUUUAAAGGUAAUUUUUGUAGCUGCCUGUUGAUAAUUGGAGCUUUAAAACCUCAUUUAUACAUUUUGUAUUGUAAUCAAGGCCAUAUGGAAGACAUUUUUCAAAAUUAUAGUUCUUACUAUGUAAUUUUAUUAUUUUUGGUACUUUAUUAUAUUUUUUUUAUUAUUUGAAUUUUUUAUCUAAUUUAUAAACUUUCUUUUUGUCAUAAUGUCUGUGAAGACUGCUGGGGAUGACAGAGAGGCAGAAACAAAGUUAGUGAUGCUGUUAGAUGUAUCUCACUUUGAAUUCAUCAAAGUCUUACGACAACAUAGACAAAUGAGUAGGUUUUAUUCUAUUUUACAGGAAUAGCUUUCAUUUCUUUUUCUGAAUAUAUUAAUGUAGCGAAGUUUUAAUGGUGAAAUAUUCAAAGGUAGACUAAACAAGUGCUUUGAUUUAUGCAUUUAAAAAGUCUUCACUUUCUAAUGACAGUUCUGUACUGCACACUGUUGGCCCAAGCGCAAACUGCAUCAGAAAAGAAGAAAAUAGAGCAGAAAAUGUCCUCUGACCCUGAGCUUUCGAUUAUCUUGAAGUCACUUAAGGCAACUGAUCAAGAUGAUAUUGUCAGUGAAGAAAGAGCAAGAAGGCAGCAGGCAAGACAGUCACGUGUUGCUGCUGACAUAGAAGCAAUGGAUGUGGAUGAAGAAGAGGUAAGAGAAACGAUUUUAUCUCUAUUUAUUUGCUUGUAUCUCCAUAAUGCAUCUAUUAUUUGCUGUAGCCCAUGAAAUUUGUUUCUGUUACUUGGUCUCAUUUAUCCAUUUUAUCUUUGAUACUUAAAUUCCAGUCCCUGUAUUUUAAAAUCUAUAAAUAAAUGCAUAUUUUUGGAAAGUUCAGAGAUUUGCAAGAACCAGGUUCUGCAAAUUUAAUUAAAUUCAGCAUGAAUUUUAAAAUUUUAUUUUGGGUUUGCCAGGAGCUCUUCUUACUGGUCUUUUAUAUAGGUUUUAAUUUAGGAUACUGCCAUUGAACUUUGAUUUUCCCAAGUUCAGCCAACACUGUGGGCGAAAACUGUGUUUGGGUUCAUUCUGUUUAACUUCCUAUGCAAUAAUAAAUUUCUUUUGCAGGACUUAAAACUCUUCUUGGUUCUUCCCUAAUAUUUUUAUAUUUGUAUAUUUCAAUAGGAAGUUGGCCCCGUCCAAACGCUCUACCUUGAAGACCUUGUUUUCAGUCAAGGCAGUCAUCUAAUGGCCAAUAAAAGGUGUCAAUUGCCUGAUGGAUCUUAUAGGAAACAAAGAAAAGGUAAUGAAAAAGAAUGCAAAAGCUACUGCUGUCAAUUUUUCAGCCCUGUUAAAGAAAGAAAAAAUGUCAAAGCCCACAAGAUGUGUUGAUUUUUAGUAAUUGGUUCUUGCAAUUGUGUGUUGUUUAAAAACACAUUUAAAAAAAAAUGCUUUUAAUCUCAUACAUAAUAUUCUUUUUCUCAAAAAAAUAUAAUUACAGGUUAUGAAGAAGUUCAUGUACCUGCUUUGAAACCAAAGCCUUUUGACAAUGAUGAGGUAAAGUGUACUUUAUUGUUUAGCAAAUAUGUAUACAAAUUGUCUUUAAAUUUGACAUUUCGAAUCUUACAAAAAUCUGUAGUCUUUAAAAUAAAUGAUAUGUUUUAUGAAAGAGUAACUCAUUGCAGUCUGAUGUUCUUUUCACUUUUGCUAAAAUAUUGAAUUUGAUUUUUUUAAAUUAAUGAAUUAUCUUCCCUUAAAUAGGUCUGAUCUUAUUAGUUUUAUAUAUUAACUUGCUCAGCUUGAAUGAGCUAUCAUUUGGGUAAUUUUUUUGGUAUAUUUUAUUUACUUGGUUUUUAAAAAAUGAUAUUGGAGUCCUUUUUUUUUUUAAAGACGAGCACUUAAAAAAAAAAAUUCUGAAGGGAAAUAAACUUCUUGUUUCUUGUUAAAUAGUUUCAAAAUUUAUGAAAUUCUUAAUAAUCUGACUAAAACCAUAGUCAAACAUUCUAUGAAAAAUAUUUUAAAAAGUUGUGUGAUUUUUGUGUGGAAGAUAUGGUUUUGUUAAAUUUUGCAAAAAAUGCAACAUACAAAUUUAAUUAAUAUUCAUUUUGAUCACCAUAUUACUACUUCAAAAACAGAAUUAUGUUUUUAAAUAUAUUUUAAAAUACCCGUAAUCCUUGAACUGACACUAGUUAAAAUUAAAAUGAUUCAGUAAAUCAAAAUAUGCAUAUACAUCUUUGUUAUAAUCCUAAUCUAACACAGGCUGACAAACUAUGGAAUUGUCUUUCUACACACUGGACACAUUGUUUCUGAUAAUUUGAAUGCAUUUUUGUUAUAAUAAUAGAUACAUUAGAACUGGUACUGGACUUGUGUUUCCCCUUAGGAAUAGGUAGCAUGUAACUUCAUCACAGAAAAAUCACUGUAAAAAAAAACCAAGUGAAAUAAACGUGAUUAAUUUAUAAAUAAUAUUAACACUAAUGGUAAAAGCAGGCUAUCGGCAAGGAAAAAAAGUUCUUCAAGUGAAGGAUGUUUAGUUUGUGUUAUUUUACUAGUUUUGCUUUCUUGAUUUGUCGGUUUGUGCGGUGUUUAAUAUCAGACGUUGAAUUCCCACACCAACUAUGACUUUUUGUGGGCUUUUGCUACUGUACCUAAAGAUUAGAUUUAAAAUUACUGUGUUCACAGAGUACACAAUAAAAGGGCUUAGUAUAAUAGCCAAGAUGAAUAAGGAAUUACCAUUAUCUGCAUCUGUGAUGUCUCUCUCCUACUUUGCCAUUAGAGUUACUGAACUGUUAUUAAAAACAUAAAUAAUUUGUUUGUCAUUUAAUGUCAUGUUGUCUCUACUAAUACCAGUGGUAGAGAUAACUAAAUUAAACUUACUUCUACUGUAAAUAUAAACAAAUUAAGAUGAUGAUUCAUAGCAGUUAGACAUUUAAAAGAAAAUUUUGAGAUAACAAAUGAAAAGAUCAUAACUUAUUUUUUUUUGUAACUACACAAUGCCUCUGAGUUUUUCGCCAUAUUUAUACAAUAUUUAUAUCCGAAAGGAACGCUAUUUAUCAAUUAUAAAUGAUUCAAACUCAAUAAAAAUCAACAAUCUUAACAUAUUUGUAUAAGUGGAUUAAGUAAAAUUAUAAAAUAUCCAAGUAAAUUCCAUGAUCAGAGUCUACAUCUGAGUAUAUGUCUUCAGAACAAUUCCAUGAUCAGAGUCUACAUCUGAGUAUAUGUCUUCAGAACAAUUCCAUGAUCAGAGUCUACAUCUGAGUAUAUGUCUUCAGAACAAUUCCAUGAUCAGAGUCUACAUCUGAGUAUAUGUCUUCAGAACAAUUCCAUGAUCAGAGUCUACAUCUGAGUAUAUGUCUUCAGAACAAUUCCAUGAUCAGAGUCUACAUCUGAGUAUAUGUCUUCAGAACAAUUCCAUGAUCAGAGUCUACAUCUGAGUAUAUGUCUUCAGAACAAUUCCAUGAUCAGAGUCUACAUCUGAGUAUAUGUCUUCAGAACAAUUCCAUGAUCAGAGUCUACAUCUGAGUAUAUGUCUUCAGAACAAUUCCAUGAUCAGAGUCUACAUCUGAGUAUAUGUCUUCAGAAGAACAAAAAUCUCAAGCAUAUUUUGCAAAAUUAAAAACAUUUGACGAUAUUAUUAGUAGUAAUUAAUUUUUGUGUGACCGUAACAUUUUUAGUUUUUCGGUAAUCCACUGCGUUUUUAAAGACUACUCUGCGCUGAAUAAGUUUCUAAUAAUAAUAAUUUUUUUAAUAGUAAUUUUAAAUUUUGUAAUAUUAAAAAUUUUAAAAUGCAUAAAACCAUUUAUAAAAAUAAACUUAUAUUUUCAAAAAAUAACUGAUUUAAAAAAUUAAUUAUCCAACUGCAGAAGCCAUCAUUCUAAUAUGGAUGGUUCCUUUGUAGUCUGACUGUGGAGUCUUAAAAGGAUUUUUUUGUAUGCUAAUGUACUUAAAGAAGAGUUUUUUAAAAAUAAAAUUGAAAUUAAAAAGACGCUAAAUUUUUUAAUUUAUUCUAAUUUAGAAUUUAGUAUCUAUUGACCGACUUCCCAAAUAUGCACAAGCUGCUUUUGAUGGCUUCAAAAGUUUGAAUCGUAUCCAGAGCAGACUCUAUCAUGCUGCUAUUGAGAGUGAUCAGAACCUUCUUCUUUGUGCUCCAACUGUAAGUUUUUUGGCAUAACUUUUGUUUAAACCAUUUGAUUAGAUUUAGUAAUAAGAAUCAUCACAUGACUAUAUGAUGUAAAAGACCAAGUGUCUGUUUAGUUUUAAAUUCAGUAUAGGCAUAUGACAAAAUAAUGUGUGUGGGCAUAAUUGAAUUUAGCAAAAAUAAAAUAAAUAUUAUUCAACUUGUUAAUAGAAGUGUCAUGUAUUCCUGGAAUAAAUUCAGGGUGCUGGUAAAACCAAUGUUGCUCUAUUGACAAUAAUGCGAGAAAUUGGGAAACAUGUGAAUACAGAUGGGACCAUAAAUUCAGAUGACUUCAAGAUUAUCUACAUUGCUCCUAUGAAAUCUUUAGCCCAGGAGAUGGUUGGCAACUUCUCUGAGGUUGGUCAUGUUUAUAAAAGUUGUAAAAAUUCAUGUUAUGAAUAAAUAACUUUGAAAGAAAUGGUUAUCAUUCAAAAGUAGUGUUUUAAAAUUUAAAAAAAAAAGUAAUACAAAUUUCAAUUUUGCUUUUUUUCAUUGAUUAUGGACUACUCCUUGUACAAAAAAAAGUAGUUAACAGUGUAUAGAUUUUUAAAACCUAUGUGUCCCACUUAGCGCCUGGCAUCCUACAACUUAAAAGUUCAAGAGUUGACAGGUGACCAUCAGUUAACAAGAGAACAGAUUGCCGCUACCCAAGUGAUAGUGUGCACACCAGAGAAAUGGGACAUCAUCACCAGAAAAGGAGGAGAAAAAACUUACACUCAGUUUGUCAAACUAGUUAUAUUUGUAAGUUGAACUUUAAAAAAAUUAUUAAAUUGAUACCUCCUUUUUGAUAAAAAAAAAAAUCAAAAGAAAAGAGGAAUUGCUUAAUUUUGUUUACAUCAUUGUUUCAAAAUAUUCAAAUGAUAUCAAGCUUAUUAAAAAUAUAUUUAAUUAUUUUCCAGUGUGUGCGAGUAUAAAUAAGGGAUGCAAACUACCUGUUAAAGAAUAUUUUUAUUUUGAAUCCUUUAUAAAGAAAAUUGAUGUUUUUUUUAUUAGGAUGAAAUUCAUCUGCUUCAUGAUGACCGAGGACCGGUUCUGGAGGCCCUGGUUGCCAGGUACAUAUUAUAUUGAACAGUUUUAUUAACAUAACCUUUGGAAAAUCUAUUUUGUGAGAUUGAAUUAUUGCUAUGAUUAAAUAUCUUCUAAAAGUUUUUUUUAAAAAUGUAUUGCUCCUCCACUACUUAAAAAGCAAGGCUCAGUUUCUUAGAGAAGAAAUUGCCUUUGCUUGUGUGGCAAUAUAUGUAGCAAAUUCAACUAUUACAAAAAGCAUUCUGCAGUUAUCAACCACUAAAAUGUAUCAUAUUUUUACAAUAAAAUCAUGUCCGACCUGAAAGACCAAUUAUGUAAUUUCCUCUGGUUGACUUUUCUUUUUCAAUGUAAAAGUAAAUGUAAGCACAUUGAGCUUUGUUGUGGUCAGUAAAAAAAGUAGUGAUUGCCUGAUCAGUGUAAUGCAUUAAUAUUAAGUUUUCUCUCAUUACAAUUUUUUUCUAUAUAUUUUUUAUAAACUUGCACUAAAACCUUUUAUUGUUUUGACAGGACUAUUCGUACCAUUGAAACCACCCAGGAAGACAUAAGAUUAGUGGGCCUCAGUGCUACACUUCCUAACUAUGAAGAUGUUGCUGCAUUUUUACGUGUUGAUCCCAGGGAGGGUCUUUUCUUCUUUGACAACAGUUUUCGUCCCGUGCCACUUGAACAGCAGUUCAUUGGGAUCACGGAAAAGAAAGCCAUUAAGCGAUUUCAGUUGAUGAACGACAUCGUCUAUGAGAAAGUCAUAGAACAUGCUGGCAAAAACCAGGUAGAGUCCCAUGAAAAUUAAACUGUCCUAUUGUCAAAUAUGUGAACUUAAAUAAAAAUAUUAGAUUUUGUUUAUAACUUAUUUAGCGUCCAAUAUGUAAUUAAAGUUGAAAUUUUGUUUAGAUUUUACAACCUUUGCUCUUAGGUCCUGAUAUUUGUGCACUCGAGGAAAGAAACUGGGAAGACAUCUAGAACAAUCCGAGACAUGUGUCUUGAAAAGGAUACACUGGGUUUGUUCAUGAAAGAAGGUUCUGCAUCGACCGUUGUGCUUAGACAAGAAGCAGAGCAAGUGAAGGUUUGUCAAGCACAUUUUUAUUUUCAUUUUAGAAUGAUUAAAUAGUGGUACUUUCCAGCUUAUUUACAUGUUCAACCCAUUUUUAUUAUUUGUUUUUGUGUUGUUUUUUACAAAUGUUCAGUUUGACCCCCACCCCCUAUUUCCAGAGCUCAGAACUGAAAGAUUUGCUGCCCUAUGGUUUUGCCAUCCAUCAUGCAGGAAUGAACAAGUAAGUUGAUAAUGCAUGAUACGUACGUUAUAAAUAUGUUGAAACUAUUAUAGUUGUCAUGAUAGUUGAAUGAGAUUGGCCAAAAUUUAAUUAGGUUUUGCUUAUUCUAGAAAGUUAAAAUGUGGUGCACUGCUUAAUUUCUGAGAAUAUUUCAGUCUUUCAAAGGUAGUGAGAUCCUUGAUUGAUCUGUUCUGAAAUAAUUGUAGUGAAAAAAAAAAGUAUAGUAUGAGUGAACAUGGCUGCCUAGCUGGCAGAUACAUCAUGAGGGCAAUAACUUUACAAACAUGUAUAUAAUAAUAAGUGUGUAGCAGCCAGUUAGUUAUGGAAUUGCUCUGAUAUGAUUGUUUUUUAAGUUUUUCUUCCAAAUUAGUGGCAGUAAAUUUCCUGAAUAAAAAAUUUUUAAAAAAUUUGGUUUCUUGCUUAUCAUGAAAUUUUUGUGUAUUCUCUUCAAAAUAGCUAAGUAUUAACUACAAACUGAUUUCUCUCCCUUCACUUUUAGAGUUGACAGAAAAUUGGUUGAAGAUUUAUUCAGUGAUCGCCACAUCCAAGUCCUUGUGUCCACUUCCACUCUGGCAUGGGGUGUCAACUUGCCAGCACAUACGGUCAUUAUUAAGGGAACCCAAAUCUACAGUCCAGAGAAAGGGCGUUGGGUUGAGCUAAGUGCAUUGGAUGUCCUACAGGUAAGAUUUGAUGAUCAUUUAGUAGACCACAGUCAUGCAUUCUAUGAGUAACUUAUGGUACUGUAAUGCAUCACAGUAAGUGUAGAUUUUAAUAUUAAAUAUUCAUAAUUUUCUUUUCAAGUCUUUUUAUAUUUGCUUUAGAAAAAUAGAGAUGGAAAAAAUAAAACAAAUUCAAGUAAAAAUAAUCUUUCUUUGUUCAACAGCUUUCUUAACAAUUUUAUUGUAAGCAAUGGAUUUUUUCAGAUGCUUGGAAGAGCAGGUCGUCCCCAAUAUGACACUAAAGGAGAAGGCAUCAUGAUCACUAAUCACAGUGAACUUCAGUAUUAUUUAUCCUUGAUGAACCAGCAGGUUGGCACAAUUUAUUAAUAUAUUUUAAUACACAUUUGAGUUAAAUUCUUAUUAUUCUAAAUUUAUUAACAUUUUGACAAUAUUUUUUACAAAAUGCAUUUUCACUUUUACACUACAGUUACCAAUUGAAAGCCAGUUCAUCAAUAAAAUGGCAGACAAUCUAAAUGCUGAAGUUGUUUUGGGAACAAUUCAUAACAUUAAGGAAGCUGUUGAUUGGUUAGGUAAGGUUUUUACAAAAAAUUACAUUAUUUAACAAAUUUUAUAUCAUUUCCAGCUUUUAUUUAUUAUUAAAUUGAAAUCUAUAAAAAUCAAUCUCAUAAAUAUAUAAAAUUUAUUGUUUGUCAUUACCCCUUGUGUCGCCAGGCUAUACUUACCUCUACAUUCGGAUGCUGAGAAAUCCCACUUUGUAUGGUGUCUCUCAUGACACACUGAAAGAAGAUCCUUUAUUGCAGCAACGAAGAAAAGAUCUGAUCCACACAGCUGCCUGCAUCCUUGACAAAAAUGGUUUGCUCAAAUAUGAUCGCAAAACAGGAAACCUACAGGUCUGUCAUUACAAUAAUCGCUUUUCAUAUUACUAGGAAUUAUUGAAAUUUAUGCAAAUUCCUUUUUACAAAAAAAUAUUGUGCUGGCAGGACUCAUGAUUUUAACAUCUUGCAUUAAAAGGCAAAAGUACAGUACAUGCUCAGAAAAUUCAGUUAUUCUUUUUAACAGGUGACUGAAUUGGGGCGAAUUGCCAGCCACUAUUAUAUAACCAAUGAGAGCAUGGCAACCUACAGCCAACUGUUGAAACCAACACUCAGUGAGAUUGAACUGUUUCGAGUAUUUUCUCUCUCUGCUGAAUUCAAAUACAUCAUGGUUAGAGAGGUAAGAGUGAACAAAAACAACAUGGUCUUUAUUUAUUUAUUGUUGAAUUUAAGUCAACAAGCCAUAAUCUGCAUCCUUUCAGUCUAUAAAUAUCUUAAUUGAUAAAAACUCAAGUGCUUCUUUUGUUUAAGUUUACAAGCCUUAAACUAUCUUAAAAGAAAAAGUUAGGUAUCUCAUUGUUCUUCAAUUUUCUUGUGUACUCAUUCAGGAGGAGAAAUUGGAAUUGAUGAAACUUUUGGAGAGAGUACCUAUUCCUAUUAAAGAAAGCAUCGAGGAACCUAGUGCUAAAGUGGGUAUACUUUCAUAACCAAUUAAACUGUUAUGUCUUUAAAUAAUGUAGGUAAUAUCAGUAGAUAUUGAAAGUUUAGCACUUUACUUUAUGGUGUCAAGAGAAUUAUUUGAGAUCUAAGACAGACAGUUGAAGAAUACUAUUUCUUUUUAACACCUCUAUGUAAGAGGGUUCUGGGUGGCUAAGUGGGGGGAACUGAGCCAAUCUCAAGUUAAUGCUCUGGAGUUCAAUCCUCACCAAAGCCCAGUCAAGAAAAACAUCACCAGCACCCAGGGUGGAUGGGACUUGUUAACCUUGGAUGGCAAAACCUUGGAGGGCAACUCAUCUAAGAGAAGGAGACUCUGAAUUCAAACUCAGAGAUGGAGUCCCGGAGGCGGAUAACAUUGAUACAAUGAAACAUUCCGACAAUUCUUGAGACGCAAAUGGUGCAAAGCUGUAAUAUUCACAUGAUGUUCCCUUGGAUUAUCCAGUAGUCUGGUGAGAGGCAAUUUCCUGUGUAAGAACCAGCUUAUAAUCCUAAAAAGAAUAAUCCCAGGCCUUGUCGAUUUCAUCCUGCGAAGUCUACACCAUCUUCACGGACAGAUGCCAGCAAACAAAAAAAUAAAGAGCCCUUAACACAGUGGUUCUCAUCCUUCCUAAUGCAGCUACCCUUUAAUACAGUUCCCCUUGUUGUUGUGACCCAAACCAUGCAAUUAUUUUCGAUGCUACUUCAUAAAUAUGUGUUUUCCAAUGGUCUUAGGCGACCCCUGUUUAAAGGUCGUUCAACCCCCCCCCACGACCCACAGGUUGAGAACCACUGCCUUAACAUAAUCUGAUUUUAAUUUGAUGAAUGGGAUUAAUUUAAUAAAAAAUACCUGAACAAUUAUUUUCAUUUUUGUUCAUAGACAUUCUUGCCAUUUAAUUUAAGUAUUAUUAUAAAUAGGUCAAUGUUUUGCUGCAAGCUUAUAUUUCCCAACUGAAACUGGAGGGCUUUGCCUUGAUGGUAGACAUGGUGUUCAUCACACAAUCAGCUGGACGCCUGAUGAGGGCCCUGUUUGAGAUUUGUCUACACCAUGGUUGGGCUCAGUUGGUUGACAAGGCACUUGCACUUUGUAAAAUGGUGGAUAAACGAAUGUGAGUCUCUAUGAUCAGUAGAGUUUUUGUAUUUUGUACAAUAAAACAAUCUUGUCAUAUUCUUUGUCUGUAUAAACAGGUUAUGAAUAAUUUUGCAAGUGCUUUAUUUAUAAUGGAAAAACAUAUUUAUUUAUUAUAUUUUAAUUAAAAUCUAUUCUUUUAAUUUGAUUUUUUUACCUUUAAUUUGUAGACAGCUUUUUACUGAUUUUUAUAACCUUGACAUGAUUAGGUGGCAGUCAAUGACACCCCUGAGACAAUUCAGAAAGAUUCCAGACCAAGUCAUCAAAAAGAUAGAGAAAAAGAAUUUCCCAUUUGAGCGUCUGUAUGAUUUGAAUCACAAUGAAAUUGGAGAACUUCUGAGACUCCCUAAGAUGGGAAAGGUAAAUAUUUUAACUCAGUUUUUUUUAUUUAACCCUAUAACUGUCAUAGCGGCCGAUCAUCGGCUGUUAAACCCCGUUUUGUUGUGUCAGGGUCGAUAUAAUUGGCCGUUAGCAAAAUCGUCAUUAAAAAUGUGGAUGAUUUAAUUUAUAUUGGUUUAAGGGAAAUAAUUCUAUAUAAAUGAUUUUACUUCCUAUAUAUGUCUAAUAAUAAGGGGGAGAGACUGCAAUUAGGUUAGAAAAAAGGAAAUGAGUGAAACUAAGGAUGGAAAAACCUUUAAAAAAUUGACGCAACAGAACACAAAAUGUGUUGGGAAGAAGCCUUCAUCAGUGAACAAACAACUGUAAAAACAGAAUUAAAUAAAAAUAACACUGUAAUAUUGACAAUGUCGGGCCUGAGCUUAGUUUUAUUUUUACAGACAAAUUUGUUUGGGAAAUGGUGGAAAUCGAACUAAAAAGACAAAGAUUGGAUCACAAAAAGCUACCCUAAAGAGAUUCAAAGAAAUUUAUGUUUGUGUAUGUUCUAGAGAAUUAAUUAAUAAAAAUGGAUUUUGUAACUUCAUUUGAAAAGGAAUUUUUGAACUUAUUUCAUCCAUUCCCGCUUUGUAUGACAGAAAUUUGAAGGUAGUGAAUGGAUUAAUUCACCAGUAGAAUUUCAAUAUAUGUACCUAUAACUUGACAUUUGCUCAAAGAAUAUUGCUUCUAGUAUCUCAAAAACUUUAUUUUAGUUUGAACAAUUUAUGGAGUAUUAGGUUGGGUUGAAUUCAGAAGCAGACCUGUUUACUCUUACGAUUUUGGCGUACAAUGUACGAUUUUGAGGUGUAAACAUUAUAUACCGUAUGUUUAUUUUUUACUAUAAAUAUAAGGUAUUGAAUGAUUUUGUGAUGAUAUUGUAUGAUUUUGUGAUGAUAUUGUACGAUUUUAAGAGUUUGAGGGUAAACAGGUCUGCAGAAGUUGAGUAGUAAAAUUUUAUUCACUAUUUAAAGGUCAAGGUCAAAAUCAACUUGCAUAAUAUGAAAACCAAUUCUUUUAAUACCAUUAGAUACCUUGUCCAAUUUACUUUCAGAAAAUGUCUACUUUUAAGUGUCUUUGCAAUCAUUUAGACUGUGAUUUUAUCAUUUUGACAAGUGUGCACAAAUGCAGUUAUAGGGUUAAGAUAUUUUAUUAAUUUUUCCCCAGUGUUUCAUAUUUAUACAAAAUAAACACAAUAACUCACAAAUUAACCUGAAUAUUUUUAAAAUAAUUUUAUUUAACUCAGUAUUGAAUAACUCAUGUUUAAUAAUUAGUGGUCAUAAUUUUACUGCAAAAUGUUUUUCAGCAAUGCUGUAGUAACUGUAAAUUCUUGGAAUCAAAAUACUUGCAUUCACAGUUAAAUAUUCAGUUAUAUGUUAAUUGGAAUUAUAUCAUCAAAUUGUUCAUUAUCUAUUAAGCUAUUAGCUAUCACCUAUUUUCUUAACUUUUAGAAUAAGAGUUAAAAUAUUAAUGUCAUCUUUUUUUUAUAUUGUAGCCAAUCCACAAGUACAUCCGCCAGUUCCCUCGACUAGAGCUGUCAGUUCACAUUCAGCCUAUCACAAGAUCAACUUUGAAAGUGGAACUUACAAUCACACCAGAUUUUCAGUGGGAAGAAAAACUGCAUGGCCACUCAGAGGUACUACUUAUUUUGAGACUUCAUCAUGCUGGUUUUCCCAUGCAUGUCUAUUUCAACUAAGUCUGGUUGCAAAAAAAUUUUUUUUUAAUAUCAUUACUAUUUUUUUUUUCUUUGACCCAUUUGAUCCAUUUUCUGUCGUUUAGAAUAAUUUAUUGAUUUUUAAUUGAGGAACUAAAUUUUCAAUCAAAAACUUUAGUUCAUUUGAAAAUCAAUUGCUUCUCUUGGAUAAAGGAUUGAUUGAGUCGGUCAGCACCCGACAUGAAUAUUUUAAAAAUAAACAUUAAUAUUAUACAUGGCAUACAGAAAAAUGACAGAUUUAAAUAUUUUUACUAGGCUUUCUGGAUAUUGGUUGAAGAUGUAGACAGUGAGGCGAUUCUGCACCAUGAAUAUUUUCUGCUAAAAAGGUGAGUUUUAAUAAACUCUAAUCCGAUUAAACUUUUCCAGGUGAUGCAAAAUAUGGUUUUAUUAACUGCUUUCAGUUUAAAAUAGAGAGAUACUAGAUGUAUAAUUGUUUAUUUUCCUAACAUAGAGAAAUAUUAGACACAUAAUUGUUUAUUUCCAUAACAUGGAGAAAUACUAGAUGUAUAAGUGUUUCUAUAAUUUUAUGACCAAACUUUUUUCAUUAUUGAAAUGUCUAUAAACUUUUCAGUAAAUUUGCCACUGAUGAGCAUGUUGUAAAAUUCUUUGUGCCAGUUUUUGAGCCAUUGCCUCCUCAGUACUUCAUUAGAGUUGUAUCUGACAGGUGGAUUGGUAAGUUUACAAACUGCUUAUGGAAUAUUUUCUUGUCUAGUAUAAUAAUUAUAACCUUAAAAUCCAUAAUUAAAAAAACAUAUUUUAUUUAAAACAAAGCUUACAAAACCUCCCUCAUGAUAUCUCUCCAGUAAUGUAAAAAAAAAAUUUUAUUCAUUAGGUUCAGAAACACAGCUUCCUGUUUCUUUUCGCCAUUUGAUUCUUCCUGAGCGGUACCCACCACCAACAGAACUUUUAGAUUUACAGCCUCUUCCCAUCACUGCUUUGCGAAAUCCCAAAUUUGAGACUUUGUACAGUAAAAAGUUUCCAAUUUUUAACCCUAUUCAAACUCAAGGUAAAUUCAUACACAGAAUAAGAAUAUGUCUUCUGUACUCAACUGUUGAUAAAAUAUAGCAACAAAUUGAUCAACAACUCACUAAUGAGAGAAGUGUUUAGUUAAAAUUAACACCUCUUUGCUCAGGAUGGCAUUUGAAUAAUAAGUUUCAUUGCCUGCAUCAAUGCUAAGACUGAAUGUAAUUCAUGUUGUGUUUCUCUUUUGUCAAUAGUGUUCAAUGCCGUCUAUAACAGUGAUGAAAAUGUCUUUGUGGGAGCCCCAACAGGCAGUGGUAAGACCAUCUGUAGUGAAUUUGCUGUCCUAAGAAUGUUUUCACAGAACCCAGAGGGAAGGUGUGUAUAUGUGGCGCCACUGGAUGCACUAGCUCAACAGGUAAGUUAAUAUUAUUAUUUUUUUAACAUAUUUCAAAUAUUUUAUGUGUCAUGUCUAACUGAAAAGUUUUUGGUUUUAUAAAAAAACACAUUUUUUAUUUCUUUAGAUCUUUGCUGAUUGGCACAACAAGUUUGCAGGAACCCUUGGCAAAAAGGUGGUCCUCCUUACAGGAGAAACAGGCACGGACUUGAAACUUCUAGCAAAGGUAGAGGAUUUAUUUUUUUAGUUUCCUAAUUUUAAUAUCAAUUACAAGAACAAAAUUUGAUGUUCAUGAUCAAAAACCAAAAUGAUUAGAGUGGUGCCAUGGAAGAAAUCCUAUUGGUCAAAGGAAAUCAACACUUCUUCCAUUUGUCUGUACAGGGCAACAUUGUCAUUUCCACACCUGACAAAUGGGAUGUUUUGUCUAGAAGAUGGAAACAGAGGAAAAAUGUUCAGAAUGUCAACCUCUUUAUUGUUGAUGAGCUGCACCUGAUUGGUGGAGAGAUGGGAGUAAGUUGUUCCCCAAGGAUUUUAUUUGGUAUCAUUUUUAAAAAAUAUUCAAUCAUCUUCCUAGACAAAUUUUAAAACAUUUUAAAGUUAUUUCUUUAUAACUAAUUUAAGCUUUGUAUCCCAGUCAUUAAUGAUUUAUUUUAAUCUGAUUGUUGAUCUGAUUUAACAGUCAGUUCUGGAAGUGAUCUGUUCCCGCAUGCGAUACAUCUCAUCACAACUUGAGAGAAAUAUAAGAAUUGUGUCACUGAGCUCCUCCUUAUCUAAUGCUAAAGACAUUGCACAAUGGCUGGGUUGUCCAACAUCAUCCUUUUUUAAUUUCCAUCCCAAUGUGAGACCUGUGCCAUUGGAGCUCCACAUUCAGGUAAUGUUCGAAUGUUUAUCUGCUCGACAAAAUGUUCAAGCAUUAACACUUAAAACUGAAUUAUGAAUUUUGAAGACAAAGUGAUGUAUUUAUCUUGACUAAAUAUUUUAUUUAUUCGGGACUAACCUGGAAAUAAAAAACAGACCCUGACUGAAUAAGUUAUAAAAAACAGGAAUGUUCAGAUUUUGUAUAAACUUGGCUUUAUUUCUUUUUUAGGGAUUUAAUGUAUCUCACAAUGCCUCUCGCAUUAUUGCCAUGGCAAAGCCUUCCUAUCAGGCUAUUGUCCGACAUUCACCCAAGAAGCCAGUGAUUGUCUUUGUGCCAUCCCGCAAGCAAACAAAACUCACUGCCAUUGACAUUUUGACUUGUGCUGCUGCUGAGAUGCAAGGUGGAACGGACGAAAAGCCCCAUAGCAGAUUUCUUCAUGUCAGAGAGGAUGAUCUGAAACCAUUCCUUGAUAAAAUAACUGACUUGGUUGGUUUAUAAAUAUUUCUUCUUUGGUCAGAUUGUUAAAAUAUUUGUAUUCAUUGAAUUUUUGGAGUGAUUAUUUGAAUUUCUAACAUUCAUAAUUUGAAUAUGACUUUUCUAUCAUUUUACAUUUAAUAUUUGAUAAUUAUUUUAUCAGACCCUAAAGGAGACUCUAGCCAAUGGUGUUGGCUAUUUACAUGAAGGUUUAUCUGAAGCCGAGAAGAAAAUUGUUGAGCAACUCUUCAGCGCUGGAGCGGUGCAAGUUGUUGUUGUGGCCAGAGGACUGGCCUGGGGCAUCAAUGUUUCAGCUCAUCUUGUCAUUGUCAUGGACACACAAUACUAUGAUGGCAAGAUGCACUCGUAAGUAAUAAAUUUGUCAUUCUUGGCGGGCCUGUCUUUUCAUGAGUUGGUACUCCUAAAAUGACCAGGAUGUAUUUAAUCUUCAAUUUAUGUUAAAUUAUUUUAAGAAUUCUAUUUAAGAGAGUGCUAACUUCAUUGGAUGGCUUCUCAUUAAAUGAUGUCAUGUUCUACAAUUAACUUUAUUGGAUGGCUUCUCAUUGAAUGAUUUCAGGUUCGACAAUUACCUACAAAAUUUCAUUCAAUCCAUUCAAAUUCAGCAUUUGUCAAAGGGUGCUGCUGAUGUUUUAGCCAAGUAUGAAAUAAAGUUGGAAUGUAUAUAACCAGGAUUUGCCAUUUCAAUGAUGGUAUUGUGUUAUAGUGUAACAUUUUUAAAUUCUCUGUCUGAGGCAGAAAGAAAACAAUUUGACACUCAACAAUUAAAUUCACCCAGAAAACAUAUUUAUCUUUUAAAAUAUCAGUAGCUUGUUUUGUGACGUUUUUACUUGUUACAUUUAUAAUAGAAUAAAUCCCGGGUACUAUCAAAAAAACAUGCAUCCUGGUUUUUAUAUUUAAUAUCUUAAAUAUCUUUUCAUUGCUCAAAUGUAAUAUAUUGACUAUUAUCUUUAAAAUAAAAAGUCCUGAAGUUACUGUCAAUCUUUGCAUGUGACCAUAAAAAUCACAGUUGCUGCUCAGUAAAAAAAGAUAAUACAGUUUUCAAGACCCACAUUUAUUGAUGGGUUGAGUUAAGAGGAGCGUUGAAAGGGACAAUAGCUGCGAUACAGAAUUUUGCUGGACACAUAUGUACAUUAAAAAAUGGCGUCAGCAAGCAGUCGAGCCAGAGCUUUUAAUGCCCGACCCAAAGUAUCCCCCGAAGCCAGAAAAGUCCCCGAAUUAUCGUACCAGCGAAGAGGCAUGCUGGAGAUCUCCUCCUGCUAGGACAGCCCCAGCCAAUAUCUUCACUCAGUUGACUAGCUUUACGUGGGCCAUCUCAGCCUAACGACAUCCAGUUGGUUGAUAGUGUUGUUUUGACAACACUAGCAAUCGACUUUCCCAGUGGUGGGAAUGGUACACUUUUAUCCUAAUAUCCUUCCCUGCCCGACCCAGGGAAGCCUUGGCCCCCCCUCCAAUAGGUUUUCUACAUUGGGUUUCUACCUCGUAAAUGGUUCACGAAAUAGCUGGGACAAAACGCUUGCCCACCUCAUGCCUCAUAUCCGUCAUCUGCAACAUAAUAAUCAUGAUCACUCCCCUGUUUCUACUGUUAUUUCAACAAGAGAUAUGACCACAGUUGGCAAAAGCUAAAGUUCACACUGUAGUUGCUACAAUUUGGGCAGAUACCUUGCAUGACCUUUGCUCAAGCAAUGGUGGUUAUGUCUAUAGAGUAAUGUAAGGGGGUUGGUGGCAGCUCCUCUUUAGUAAACAUGUCACUCGCUGACAAAAGUCCACGGGAAGGAAGGACAUAUCCAUGGCAUAUUUAACACUUCUAUAUAUAAAACCUGAAACAGUAAUUGUGUGGAGACAUUUGAAGUUGAAGUGUUAAAAUGCUUUUAGCAUUAGUCGGGAAGGGAACGUUAAUUUUUUACUAAUACUCAACUUUGUCUGGGAGGAACUAAGAACAAGUUAAUGAGUAAAAACAAAAUUAAAUUUCAGUUAUGAAGACUAUCCAGUUACUGAUGUACUGCAGAUGAUUGGAAAAGCUAACAGGCCCCUUCUGGACAAAGAAGGUAUGCUUUUUAAUUCACAUAAAAAUAAAUCUGUUUAAAGAUACCCCUGGUAGAAUUAUCAACUCUCAUUUAAUGAGAUGUGUUAUAAUACUUAUUCAAUAUAAGAAGGAGCUUAGAUGUGUUUCCGUUACGGUUCUUAAAAACAAUCGUAGUCAUUUUGUACUAUUUUACAGAAAUCAAAUCAAUUUAAAUUAGCUCAGAUUUUUAAAAACAAUAGUUAUUUUGUAAUGUAAAUAUUAUUAAAUAUAUUUGAUUUUUUGCAAGUAUAAGGAAUCUUUAAUAUGAAAGUAUUAUUAUAAAAAAUUGCAUAUAAAUUUAAUGUAAUUAUUUUCUUUGUGGAUUAGGGCGUGAAAAAAGUUGGUUGGCCUAUAUUAUGCAUUGUUAGAAAUGUAAACAUCUUUACAUAGAUAUUUAUUUUUAAACCUUUACAUAGAUAUUUAUUUUUAAACAAAAGGAAAGUCUGAUUUACUAUUCCUAAGGACACUUUUGAAGGGUGUGGAAAUUUCCGCAAUUUUUAAAAUAUUUUUUUUAUUUUUUGAGGAUACAAUAUCUCAUUACCGAUAUAGUUACAUACUUUAAAAAUUUUAGAUUUUGAAACUUCCCAAUUUAAGGUAGCAGGUAGUGCGUGCCUUAUGGUUUCCAUUUCUUUCCAGGUAACACAGGGUUAUAUCUUCUAGUUUUUAAUAUCAAAACUAUUUAGAAAAUACUCUUACUAACUUGAUACAUUUUUCCAGGAAAGGCAGUGAUUAUGUGCCAGAGUUCAAAGAAAGAGUUUUUCAAGAAAUUCCUGUAUGAACCACUCCCAGUAGAGGUAAGACAGAAAAGUAGUUUCAAAUAUUUUUAGUUAGAUUCCAAAAUAUGCUUAAAAUCUUAACUGUCACAAUAAUUCUAAACAAAAUGUAUUUUCUUUUGUUUAGAGUCACUUGGAUCACUAUUUACAUGAUCACUUCAAUGCUGAAAUAGUGACAAAAACCAUUGAAAACAAGCAAGAUGCCGUGGAUUAUCUCACAUGGACAUUUAUCUACAGGCGCAUGACACAAAACCCAAACUACUAUAAUUUACAAGGUUAAUGACAAUAGACUGGUCUUUCAAUUGUCUUUCUUGUUAAAUGUACUUUUUAUAAUUGAUUUGUCCUUGACAUUUUACCUCAGAUUUUUGUUUAUUUUAGUUAAGUACAAGUAGCUAUUCUAAUUUUGCCACUUUGUUGUUAAUAGGUGUUUCACAUCGUCACUUGUCAGAUCAUCUCUCUGAAAUUGUUGAAAACACAAUCAAUGAUUUAGAGCAAUCUAAGGUAAGAUUAUUGAAUAACUUUUAUAGCUUCACAGUGGCUUCUUUUCAAAUACCUGUGUACCAUAAAUAUUUUUAAAAAAAAUAAUUGUGUGCAGUAUUACAUUUGAUGUUACAAGAAAAAAUCUCUAGAUUGUUCAAAAUUUAAAUAUUUAUCAUUUUGAUUCUCAAAAAUUUGAGAGAAAAUGAAGUAAGCUAAUUCUGUGUAGAAUAGGACUAAUUUUGACAAUAAUGAAUAUGGAGACCUCAACAGAGACCUUAACACCUUUCAGAUUGACAAGUAUCUAUAAAGAAUAAUUGUAUUAAUGUUGUAGGACUACAUUUGAGUAAUAGAUGCUGAUAGUGAUAUACCUUUUAUUUGUCAAUAGUGCAUCAACAUAGAGGAAGACUUUGAUGUCUACCCACUCAAUUUGGGUAUGAUUGCUGCAUACUAUUACAUCAACUACACGACCAUAGGUAAACUUGCAAAUCUCAUUGUUUGUGUUGCCAUGAGUUAAAUGUAAAUAGCAAUGUCUUAUUUCAACAUUGACUUAAUUUGUAUUACCCUAAUGUAUAAGAGAUUAAUGGAUUAAUUGUUCAAUUUUGCCAAACAGAACUUUUCAGCAUGUCCCUCAACAACAAGACAAAGAUAAAGGGUUUAAUUGAAAUUGUUGCCAAUGCAGAUGAGUAUGAAAAUCUUCCAAUCAGGCAUGGAGAGGCUGCCAUUUUGAAACAGGUGAGCUUAAAACUUACUUUAAAAAAAAACAAACACCACUGAGGUAUUUGUUGAUUAAAUUCUACUCUACAAAGCACUCUUUAACAGAUCUGUUUCUAAUAUGGAUCCAGACCUGUUUACUCUUUCGAUUUUGGCGUGCAAUUUACGAUUUUGAGAUAUCUUUUAUGAUUUUACGCCAAGACCUGACAAAACUACAAUUUUAAGAGGCCAGUUUUAAAAUAUAUACAUUCUGGUAAUUUUUUUCAGAUCUAAACAAAAUAAUUAAUUAAAAAGUACAUUUUCAGGUUGUUAAUUUUAACUUAGAUUUGCAUUCUACGUACAGUAGUGAAUGGAUCAAGUAAUGCGAUUGUUAGGAGACCAUCUAUAACUAUAUUAUGUUUGCCCUGAGAGGGGAAUGGAGUGGUCGGGUGUUGAUUUAGGAGAUUUUGUUUACGGGAUGGGGCUGUCGUCUAAAUAUUUCACUCUUCAAAAAUUAACACACUGUAUGUCCAACUUGGGCAUGUGAUGUAUAUUUUGUUGGGCUAUGCCAGUGCUUCUAAAAUUUCAUGUGUGGUGCCUAUGCCAAAUCAUGUUUUCACCAGGGGCCUUGUGUUACAUUCUAACAAGUACACUUGGAAAUAGCGAAUAUAUAAACAAAAUAAAUAAAGGGUUGGGUACAAAUGAAUAUAACACAUAUAUGUAAAUCAUUAAGUGCCAUACAGUAACUGCAAACAGUAAUUACUCUAGUGGGGGGAGGGGCGAUAGAAAAUUUGACUUUUUGCGUACAUACUAUACAGUUUCUCCUCGCGUUUGUUUGCUUCGGGUUGUAUGACAUAUUUUUGUGACACAUUUAUUUCUUACAGGUGGGGGCGAGUGAAGAGACAGAGAAUACUAGAGAAUGAAUUUUCAUUUGUUCCAUGCAGCAACAUUAGAUUUUGACAUAUUUUUUAGGAACUGAGGGCCUUUAAAAUCUGUUUUUAGAAUGCACCAAACCGCUGUAAAAUUUUUUACAAAACCCCCUCUUCCUUGCACUUAUGUACAGCUUGUGAUAGUUAUCAGAUUGUAAUAUGUUAAGGGGAAAUAGGCAUAAAGGAUGUUGAUGAAUUUUUAAAACAGCUGUUCCAAAAAUAUAAAUCUCAAGUUAAUAGGUAGUUUUUAAAAAUGUUAAAUACGCCCUAAUUGUUUCAUUAAUUAUUAUUUCAAUAAAUUUUAUUUUAUGCUGAUCUGAAUUUGAGUUUGAACCAGGUAAAAUCUCACGCAAAUAUUAAUUAAUAUCUAUAGCAGGUACACAUCAGAAAACAAACUGACCGCAGUGUGCAAUAUAAAUGUCAGUAAUGUACUUUUAGAAGUUACCUUUUUUGACGUCAUCUCAAUUCCACCUCGCUAGAUGCGUGAUGUGACUAGUUAUGCAUUAUAUAUAUACUGGAUGUUUAUUUACUAUUAAGAUACUAUAUUAUAUGAUUUUGAGACAAUAUUGUACGAUUUUUGGAGUUAGAGGGUAAAAAGGUCUGUGGAUGAUAGGACUGUUUUUGUAACACUGAAAGUUCCAGUGAAAUUAACAUUAUGGACAAGUUUAAAAAUGUUUUUUAUUCUACAAAAUUGUAACAUAGCAGAAUUUAAAUCAAAUUAUUUUGUCAUCUGCAGCUUGGCAGUCGCUUACCUAACAAGAUAACUAAUGCCAAGUUUAAUGACCCUCAUGUGAAGACAAACCUUCUUCUGCAAGCACAUCUUUCUCGUAUGCAGCUCUCAGCUGAGUUGCAAAGUGAUACUGAGGACAUUUUGAAUAAGGUAUGAUAAUUUGUUCUUGUUACUUUAGAAAAAAAUUUUGAUUUUUUGUGGAAAAUGUUUGUAAAGGCUGCAUUUAAAUGACUAACAAUGUUUACAAUUGAUUUUAUGGUAAAGUAACAGUACUGGUAAUAUUAAAAUUAAUCAUUCAAGGCUAUCCGCUUGAUCCAAGCUUGUGUGGAUGUUUUGAGUAGCAAUGGAUGGUUGAGUCCUGCCUUGGCUGCUAUGGAGUUAGCUCAGAUGGUAACACAAGCCAUGUGGUCAAAGGAUUCAUCCCUGAAACAGCUUCCUCAUUUCACAGCUGAAAUCAUCAAACGAUGCCAAGAGAAGGUAAACAAACAGCAAUUCUUUUUCUGAAAGUUAGUGAUUUAAUUAAAUCAGCAUCCACUCAUUUCAGUUAAAUCAAUAACUUGUUAUAACAUUUAGUUUUUAAUAUAAUAACAAAAUGCAAAUAAAACUAAUGAUAUUACAAGCGGUAGUACUAACCUGUACUGUUGUUACACGGCAUGUUUUGUUUUGGCAGUGGUCUGGGUCUUCUCUUUCUUUUGUAAUGUAAUGGUAUCUGUCUCAAGGUCUUAAGUUGUUUUCAGUUUCAUCCACUGAAAUAUGAAAUGUUAAAGUUAAAACUCAAAAGUUUACAAGAUUUUAACUGCCUUCUAUUUGCGAAAAUAAAUAUGCAUACUGCAUACACAGUAUAUAAUUUAUAAUGUUAGUAAAGUAAAGGAGUAAGUUUUUAAGUAAGGUUAAUUUUGGAAUUGGACAUUUACGAAAGGGGGUGGGUGAAACACUAGGUACCGGUAACUAAUUCUUAAAAUUAGCUUUAUAACUUGGAAAAAGAAUAAUAAUUAACAUUGCAUCACUUUCUUAUGCAUCAUACCAUAUAACUUUAUUUAUAAAAUGGAUUAGCUUUCGAAUUUCUAGUUUAAAAAGGAACUCCACUAAAAUUAAAGCAUUCCGUUCACCCUCGGGACAAUAAUGCUUCGACCCAACAUGAAUGCUUCGAAUCAACUGUAUUAUCAGAGUUUAAUGAUUCACUGCAGUUUUCCAAGCAAAUUGCAUAGCUAAAAAAUAAAUAUCAUUAAAUAUUUUAACAUUCAUUGAACUAAUAUAGUUGCCUUUUUUUUCUCUGCAAUCGUAAAAUAAAUACAGAUGAUUUUGAAAUAAAGCUUGAUCGUCAUUUUUCACUAGGCGUAAGAAACACGCAUUAGUUAUUGAUAAGCCCACAUUAAAUUAACAAAUAUAUGAAAUAAAAAGCUUUCUAUAUAAAUUAAACAUUCCCAAAUGAAACAAUAAUGUUUUAACUUACCUAUUUCAGUUUAAAAUCCAUGAAAAGGCACUAAAUUUAAGAAGAUCGUAGAUAAAAUUAGUCAUCACAUACUGGUUUCAUCGAUCAGAGUUCGCCGUGGCGGGGUUGACUUGCACCUUUUUUUAGCAGAGGGUGUUGACUUGUUACCAAGCCUUUGCGGAAUGAUAUCAUAAAUGGGGUGUUCACAAAACUAUAACAGUUUUAUAGAAAAUUGGAUGCCCUUUCUGGCUAUAUAUUUUUUUAAGCUGUAAAGUGAUUUUAUCAUCUAAAAAACUCAAUUUUCAUUUUUAAAUCAAUGUUUUUUAGCUUUUAUUUAUGGUUAACAGCUUCAAAAAAUACAUCAUAUUAAGGAACUACAUUUCUACUUUCUAGAUCAGUUGUUACUGAACGCACACGUAAAACGAUACAUUUCCGCAACGAGCUGGCGCGACCCAACCAAAAAAUUUUUUUUUUUCUCCCCGCAGCGUAAAUUUCGCCAGCUCAUUUAGAAAACCUAUUUUUAUACACCCUAUUGAGGUGGCAUUCAGUCACCUGAAGCAACAUUUUCAUGAAGCAAAUUAAUUAAUUGCCUUUUAUAAAAUAAAAUUUAUUUGACACUGUAAGUUUAUGUAUAAGUGUGAGUGUAAAUAAGUGUAUGUGUAAGUGUGUGUAAGUAAGUGUAAGUGUGUUUAAGUUUAAGUAACUUCAGAAAAUCUUAAAAAUUGUUGUUUUUUUUCUUCCAGAACUUGGAAUCCAUAUUUGAUAUUAUGGAGAUGGAGGAUAAGGAAAGAAGUGACCUGCUACAAUUGUCCGAGUCUGAGAUGGCAGAUGUAGCAAGGUUUUGCAACAGAUACCCAAAUAUUGAACUGACAUAUGAAGUGUUGGAUAAGGAGACUAUUCAUAGGUGAACAAUUAGCUACAUUUCAUUACCCUAACCAUUGUUCAAGUUUCAUGACAUUUCAAAUUAUUUGGUUUCUUUUUGCUUUCUAAAAAUACUCAAAUUUAUCUUAUUAAUGAGCUAAUUAAUUAAAAUUGAAAUUGCCUAUUGUUAGUUAACACCAUUGUUUUUAAAUAUUCUUUAAUAUUUCUGUUGUGUUAAUUUUUUUCAGUGGCUCUAACAUAAAUGUCACAGUAACUCUGGAAAGAGAGGAUGAGAUCACUGGACCAGUCAUUGCUCCAUUCUUCCCACAAGUGAGUUUUCCAACAAAAUGCUAAAGAAUAAAUAUUUGGUUAAAAAAUUAAAUGUUACACCUAAAGCAAUUAAAUGUAAUCUAUUAGCAUUAGACCCAUUUUGUGAUACAUUUAAUUUUGGUCUAUUCCAGAAGCGUGAAGAAGGCUGGUGGGUAGUCAUUGGUGAUCCCAAGAAUAACUCUCUUCUGUCCAUCAAACGAUUGACACUUCAACAAAAGGCUAAAGUUAAACUUGACUUCAUGGCUCCAGCCCCUGGCCGAUACAACUAUGUCAUCUUUUUCAUGAGCGACGCGUACAUGGGAUGUGACCAGGAAUACAAGUUUACCGUUGAUGUUAAGGAAGGGGAAAGUGACAGUGACAGUGAUUAAACUGUGAACAGAAAUCAUGAAAUUAUUGAGAUCAAGCAGCAGCCUUUUACAUACUUCAUGUUUUUUAUUUUAUUGUCUUUAUACAAAAAAAAUUAUGCUUAAUGACAAGUUAAAAUAUCUUUUAAUAAAAUUAAUUGGAAUGUUUGGAACAAAUGUUAGAACUAAAAUAAAUUGUUUAUAAACAUAAGGAAAAUACUUGAAAGAAAGGGUAAUUAUAUAAAUUAAUAAUUUACAUUUUCUUCUUUUCCCUACUUAACAGUUUAAAAAUAAUGGUUUUUGCUGUAAGAUUUCAUUUACACCUAUUUCAUUUCUAACUUGAGUAAAGAUAAUUGUUAAGUAGCCUACCAGAGUUAUUAUUGAAUGUCAAAAUAUCUGAUGUACUGUUAUUUCAUAUUUUUGUCAUCACUCCAUACCCUUUAAAAAUCAAAGCAAAAAGUUGCUUUUCUUUGAUUCAUUAUUAUAUACUGGUAAUAGAUUCAUGUUGAAAAAUUAGAAUUUUUAAAAUAUUUUUUUAAACUUCAUUUUUAGUGUAAAUAAUUAUGUCCUCUGAUGAGCAACAUGUUCUGUUUCAAAAAAUAAACUCUAAAAUGUUUA